AUGGAGGAGGGAUUCCCUGCUAGUCCAGAGAGAAAGCAAGAUGGUAAUUUGGAAAGGAAAAAUGUGGAGCGGGGAAGCUGGACAUCUGAACGGAAAUGUGAGGAGGCCAAUGCUGUCAUAAGUGUUGUCAGUAAUGAAGAUAAGAAGGAUCCUUUGCAAGAACGAAUGGAUAUCUCCUUGAAGUUAACUGCAGUAAGACGAAAAAGUGGAUGUUCUGAUCCCAAGCUCCAAAGACAGCUAAGAGGACGACUUCGUCUUCUGGAAAAUGACAGCAGGGAGGUCAUAGCAGUCUUCAGUGAACUCUCGGCUAGAUUGCUGUCUAUUCACAGUGACCAAGACCUGAUAAUAGUGACAUUUAAAACUUUUGAAGAAAUAUGGAAGUUUCUAACCUACUAUUCGCUUGGCUUUAUAAGUCACUGCAUGGAGAAUUUAUUCCUAGAUCCAUCUUUCUGGCUCUAUUCUGAAGAAGAGGAAGAAACAGGCAUUGAAGUCUGUAUAAAUGAGAAUUCUUUAAAUCUGAUGUACAGAAGUCUGCUAGUACAGGAAGGGGUAUUUUUUGUUUUAAGUCCUGACAAUCUGAUAAGAAAGAUAACGGCUACAGACAAUGAAAUUCCCAUUGUCUGUGAGAAUGGGGCUCUUGCUGAAGAUGUAUCAGGUGGAUGUGGAGAUGGUGACAUGACCAUGUUUAAUGUGUCUUCAGAGCCAUUGAUCCCUUUUCAUCAAUGGUUUCUUAAAGUGUACUCUGAGCCUAUUGAUCUUACUUACAAAACAGAACCUAAAUCCAUCAGGCAAGUUGCAACAGGAUUCUGCCUAGCUGCAGUGAAUUAUGAAAGUACUGGGCCUGAAGAGAUUAGUUUCCAAGCAGGGGACAAAAUUGAAAUCCUUGGCUACUUCAUUGAAUGUAUGGAAUGGUUUGUUGGAAAACAUGUGUUUACUGGUCAAAUAGGUUUUGUAAAGACAAGUUAUGUUAAGCUGGACAUAUCAGGAAAUAG
Tinamus guttatus (white-throated tinamou) is the source of this 992-nucleotide messenger RNA. The record is from RefSeq and is a predicted model, not a curated record. Lineage: Eukaryota; Metazoa; Chordata; Aves; Tinamiformes; Tinamidae.